GGACUAAGGGCCACGAGGUUAGACUGAUUCAUACCGGUAGAAAAGCAGCGUGGAUCCGUUCAUGGUGCGGAUUUGGGCAAUAUGAUAUUUUGUCACAGCUAGAAAACGUCCGCACAUCUGUCCUGACAUGACUGAAAAGCAAAACGUUUAGCUCUCACAGAGAUGGAAGGGCCAGAGAGGACAGAAUGUGUGGGAAAUGGAGAAUCGCCUGUGGUUUGUACAGUUACAACCUUGAGAGACGUCUUCACAUGGCGUCUGCUGAAGACCAUCCUCAUGGGGCAGUUCCUGUCCCUGCUGAUCUGUGGGACAGCAGUGAGCUGUCAGUAUCUGGUCAGAAACGUUGAUACUCCCAUGUUGCAGAGCUUCUUGAACUACGCCCUGCUGCUGCUCACCUACACCUCAAUCCUCAUCACACGCAAAGGUGAUGGGAACAUCCUGCAGAUUUAAAGACCAAGUGUUGAAGUAUUUGGUGAUGGGUGUGCAGAUGUGGAGGCAAACUAUGCAGUGGUGAAGGCGUACCAGUACACCACCCUGACCAGUAUACAGCUGCUGGACUGCUUCGUGAUCCCCGUGCUGAUUGCUGCUCUCCUGGAUCACCUGAAGACUCGCUACAAGCCGGUGCACUUCGUGGCCGUGAUGGUGUGUUUGUUGGGCGUGGGGGCCAUGGUGGGAGCCGACAUUCUGGCUGGAAGAGCCCGGGGAUCCGCUACUGACGUGAUUCUGGGUGACAGCUUGGUCCUGCUCAGUGCUGCCCUCUAUGCUGUAUCCAACCUGUGCCAGGAGCACACGGUGAAGAACUUGAGCCGAGUUGAAUUCCUGGGCAUGAUGGGACUCUUUGGGACUGUCAUCAGUGGCAUUCAGCUUGCCGUCCUGGAGACUCACGCAGUCGCAGAAAUCAAGUGGGAUCUUCGCAUUUCGCUGCUGUUUGCCGGUUACGCCUUGUGCAUGUUCGUGUUGUACAGCUUCAUGCCGGUGGUGGUGAAGAUGACCAGCGCCACCGCAGUCAACCUCUCUCUGCUCACCGCUGACCUCUUCAGCCUCUUCUGCGGCAUCUUCCUCUUCCACUACACGUUCUCAGCCCUGUACAUCGUCUCGUUCGUCGUCAUCACCGUGGGUUUCGUCAUGUUCAACGCCGUCCCGACUUACACGGCUUUACCCGAAGAACCCGUUGAAGUUUCCGCCGACCAGACGGCUGAGAGCUCCUCGGAUCACCUGCUGGCUGCAGACUGUCAGAGAACUGAACCACUCACUGCAGUCGCUGCACUAUGACCACAGAAUGGGAUUAUUAUUCCCUUUGUUUUGAUCCGUUUAUUACAGAAGUUCAUUUUCCUUCCUCUAAGUUCUCCUGUUUAUGAUGCUUUGCUUUUUCUUUUUGGAGACAUUUUUCAUUCCUGCUGAUGUUACAUCAUUUUAAAAAGUGAUCAGAUGUCACCUGUUACUGCACUUCUACUUGAUGUCAACUUGUUAAGCACCAGUACGACUCUUAUUUAUUGUUCCAGUGACAUUUCACUCCUUUAUUUUAUUAUUAUGUCUGUUGUAUUGCAAAAUAUGUGCUGUUUUACUAUCCACUGACACUUUUUUUUAAUUUGAAAACCGACAAAUCAAAGUUAUAUUUUUGUUGCCUCUGAGGCUGUUACAAAGUUUAUCGUCAUGUCUUUUGGUAAAUUACCAAAUAUACCAUUAAUCUCAUGGCUUUGUUUGCCCUGAAUUUCCAAAAGUAUAUUAUAUUAGUAUGCAGGAGGAGUUUUACUUUUUUACUAUUAAAUUCAUUUUUAUAUUCUUUUGA
Molecule: messenger RNA, 1786 nt
Organism: Acanthochromis polyacanthus (spiny chromis)
Lineage: Eukaryota; Metazoa; Chordata; Actinopteri; Pomacentridae
Product: solute carrier family 35 member F2-like
Biological process (GO): transmembrane transport
Cellular component (GO): membrane
Molecular function (GO): transmembrane transporter activity
Source: RefSeq, a predicted model, not a curated record